Molecule: messenger RNA, 2088 nt
Organism: Erigeron canadensis
Lineage: Eukaryota; Viridiplantae; Streptophyta; Magnoliopsida; Asterales; Asteraceae
Exons: 15
Coding region: 218-1690 (490 amino acids)
Source: RefSeq, a predicted model, not a curated record
UUGGGAAUCAAGCAAGCACGUUAUCUGCCUGUCGUCAUCCUCCUCAAUUCCCCCUCAUCUUUGUUUUCUUAUUUUAGUUCCCUGCACCAAUAAAAAAAAUACCAAAAUACUGCAUAUAACUCUCACCUCGCUUCAUACUUUUCUUCUGCCUUAGGUUUUACUCACUCACACAACCAAAAAAAAAAGUAAAAUUAAAAUCACACAAAAAGUAAAUAAAAUGGGAAGCGCCAGUAACAGCAGUAAAAAAGACGUGAUUCGAUUGGAGCGUGAAGCUGUCAUUCCUAUUUUAAAGCCCAGACUCGUUAUGAGUCUGGCCAAUCUUAUAGAACACAGCUCUGACCGAGCAGAGUUCUUGAAGCUCUGCAAGAGGGUUGAGUACACCAUUCGAGCAUGGUAUCUUCUUCAGUUUGAAGAUCUCAUGCAACUUUAUUCACUCUUCGAUCCUGUACAUGGGGCUCGGAAAUUGGAGCAGCAAAACCUAUCAGAACAAGAAGUUGAUGUUCUCGAACAGAAUUUCUUGUCAUACAUGUUCAAGGUGAUGGAGAAGAGUAAUUUCAAGAUUGUUUCUGAUGAGGAGAUUGAUGUUGCACAUUCAGGACAAUAUUUAUUAAAUCUUCCUAUCACAGUGGAUGAAUCAAAGAUCGAUAAGAAUCUUUUGAAGCGGUACUUUGAAGAUCAUCGUCAUGACAACCUGCCCGACUUUGCUGAUAAGUAUAUAAUAUUCAGAAGAGGCAUUGGAAUUGAUCGGACUACUGAUCUAUUUAUUAUGGAGAAGUUGGACAUGAUUAUAUCACGGCUAUGGGGAUGGAUUAUGAGAAUAACAAGGUUAGGAAAGCUUUUUUCUAGAAAAACCAGUGUGCGAAUUAAGAAAGACCCAAAGAAAGUUGAUGAUAUUACAAAUGAAGAAUUUCCGGAUGAUCUGUAUGUUGAGCGGAUCCGGAUUGAGAACUUGGAGAUAAGUCUAAGGAAGUUGGCGAGUAAGAUCACAAUCCAAGAACCUACAUUUGAUAGGAUAAUUGUUGUGUACAGACAGGCAAGCACCAAGGGAAAGAAGGAGCGGGGAAUCCACGUGAAGCAUUUCAGAAACAUCCCAAUGGCUGAUAUGGAAUUAGUCCUACCAGAGAAGAAAAAUCCAAGUUUAACUCCAAUGGACUGGGUGAAAUUCCUCAUUUCUGCUGUACUUGGGCUGGUUGCUGUUGUCGGGUCUGUUGAGACACCUCAAGCUGAUUUUUGGGUCAUGUUUGCCGUGCUCUCUGCAGUUGUUGGUUAUUGUGCUAAAACAUACUUCACUUUUCAGGCAAAUAUGGCUGCUUAUCAAAACCUAAUUACACAAUCCAUGUAUGACAAACAACUGGAUAGUGGAAAGGGCACUCUUCUUCAUUUGUGUGAUGACGUGAUUCAACAAGAAGUAAAAGAGGUGAUUAUCUCUUUCUUUAUAUUGAUGGAACAAGGCAAAGCAACGUUAGAGGAUCUUGAUCUGCAAUGUGAGGAACUAAUCAAAGAGGAGUUUGGGGCAGACUGCAACUUUGAUGUGGAUGAUGCAGUCCACAAGUUAGAAAAGAUGGGCAUUGUCGCUAGGGAUUCAAUUGGAAGGUAUUACUGUGUUGGUCUCAAGCGUGCAAAUGAGAUUAUUGGUACCACUACAGAAGAGUUGGUACUCAAGGCAAGCCAGGAGCAUGGUGGUUCAUGAUGUUGCAUGUCCCGUCUUCUAACUUUCUACAUGGAGGCCUGGAUAGUGAAUUCUACUUGGGUGUGGUGUGCAAUUUGUUUCCAUUAAAAAAGCCUUGUCUUGUACCAGUUGUAUGCGAUAUGUGUUGUAUCGCUGUUAUAAUUGCACUGCAUGAUCAAAUUACAGGUUGAUUGUUCUCUCCCCUGCUGCCACCACCAUAGGCAUUGCUGCGGGUGGUGGUCGGUUCCAAACGUAUUCAUUGUACAAUAUAGAUUCAUUUGUACAAUAAGUAUUGAAACAAAAGCUAGUCAUAAGUCAUUGUUUAAAUCCAUGUGUAGUUUGUAGUAUUGUAAUGCAUAUAGCAUUAGUAUAACCAUGGUUGUGCAUAUAACAUAGUUCUAGUGGAGUUAUUUUGGUUA